AUGUCACCUCCCACCAACGCAGAACUAAAUAAAAAGCGCGAAGAGAAUUGUCUUCAAAUUACUACCGAUAUGAAAUACUACAGAGUCGGACAGACUUGGAUCAAGCGAAGUCUACGACCCAGUGAAUGGCAGAAGGAGGACGGCUAUAUGCCCAUACCGCUAUUUAGCCUUGAGCGUGUUUUAAAUGAAGGCGCUUGCCUUCGCCAUCUUGCAGAUAAAACCAACAUCCCAAUACCUAAGCUCCAUGCUUGCUUUGAAGACGACGGUGCCGCGUACCUCAUUACAGAGUACGUUGAAGGAGUUGCUAUGAGCUGGCUUGAUGAAGAGCAGCGGGAGGUGGUUGCCAAAGAGCUCUGCAUUCAUAUGAAGGCCCUAAGCAAUUUGACACAUCAUAUCUGGGGCGGUCCUAGCGGUUUGGUUAUGCCUCCAUACCGCAUCAUGCAAUACUCUGAUGGUAGGCCCUGGAAAAUGAAGCCGCGGAGAGAAAAUAAUCUCGUCUUUUGUCACAAUGAUCUUUCCACAAAUAAUGUCAUUGUUGCUCCUAGGACUCUUAAGAUUAACGCCAUUAUCAACUGGGAGUACGCUGGCUACUAUCCGCAACGAUUUGAGUCUGCAUUUUUCCAGAGACUAGGUCCAUCUAUUGCAUUGAAAGGGGAGGUUGAUGAUACGGAGUGGUUGCAUAAGAUCCUGUCUGAGGAGAGGAUAUAA
Messenger RNA from Metarhizium brunneum ARSEF 3297, 708 nucleotides. RefSeq lists its product as uncharacterized. Lineage: Eukaryota; Fungi; Ascomycota; Sordariomycetes; Hypocreales; Clavicipitaceae. The record is from RefSeq and is a predicted model, not a curated record.